Molecule: messenger RNA, 858 nt
Organism: Andrographis paniculata
Lineage: Eukaryota; Viridiplantae; Streptophyta; Magnoliopsida; Lamiales; Acanthaceae
Exons: 2
Coding region: 270-581 (103 amino acids)
Cellular component (GO): endomembrane system
Source: RefSeq, a predicted model, not a curated record
AGCAAUCCAGCGGUUGGCGGCGAGAAGGGUCAUUGCUAUUGUUGGGUUCGGUGUCCGGUCAGGUCAGAGCACCGAGAGAGACCACACCCAAGAAAAUUCACCAUUUAACACCUCCACCCCAUCUCCAUCUCCCCUUCUUCUUUCUUCCCCAUAAUACCACCACCGCUCUUCCCUCCCUUUCUCCAAUCCAAUCGCUCUCUUUCUAUAUAUAAUCAAUCAAGACGAAUAGUCCACCGAGUACUAAGCUGUUAGAUUAGAAGGCAGCAGCAAUGGCGUACGUCGAUCACGCCUUCUCCAUAUCCGACGAUGAUAUAAUGAUGGGAACCUCCUACACUGUCAACAACAAGCCUCCUAUCAAGGAGAUCGCCCUCGCCGUAGCUCUCCUCGUCUUUGGCACUCUCGGAAUCGUCAUCGGUGUCUUAAUGGCCGUCAAUGAAGUCGGCGGCGAUCGCGCUCACGGUGUUUUUUUUGCAUUACUGGGUGGAAUUUUGUUCCUCCCUGGAUUCUAUUACACUCGUAUUGCGUACUAUGCUUAUAAAGGCUAUAAAGGUUUCUCCUUUUCCAACAUACCUCCUGUCUGAAGAUGGACUGAUCAAUGUACAUAGGUAUGUAUGUAUGUAUAUGCAUAUAUAUAUAUAUAUAUAUAUAACACUGACUACAUGGUGUUUCGACUGCAUCUUUAUUCAUAUCUCAUAUCUAUAUUCGUCAUAUUAUAUCCAUUUUAUUUCCAGUAUAUUGAAAUAUUGUAUGUGAAUCUGAAAUUUGUUAGCUGCAAGACUGCUUUUCAUGUAAGACACUGUUGACUUGCUGCUGUAGUUUUCUUUUCUGAUUGAGGAAGUUACAUUAUAUUCAUGCCUU